Messenger RNA from Fusarium sp. VM40, 1416 nucleotides. NCBI's taxonomy places the organism in Eukaryota, Fungi, Ascomycota, Sordariomycetes, Hypocreales, Nectriaceae. The record is from the annotation of a GenBank genome assembly.
AUGACGGUAGAAAACCGCCACGAAGAUAGCGAAAUCGCUCCUCCUCCCAAGGACCAGCUACAUCCUGUAAAAUGGUACCGCUCCACGUUCUUCAAUAUCACCAUCCUGGGUCUGUGCAACUUGUCCGCCCCAGGAAUCUGGACAGCGAUGAACUCGCUUGGUGCAGGUGGUGCAGCUUCACCCAAGCUGAUCAACGCUGCUAACGCCUUGACCUUUUGCCUGAUGGUUCUGUCGUGUUACUUCUCAAGCGCAAUGGUGAAAUAUGUCGGUAUCAAGGGAGCAUUGAUCUUUGGAACCCUCGGAUAUGCUCCCUACGCAGCAGGCCUUUACACCAACAACCGCUUCGGAACAGAAUGGCUCGUCCUUCUCGGCGCUGCCCUCUGCGGUAUCUCAGCCGGAGUCUUCUGGAUGGCCGAAGCUGCCAUCGCCAUUGCAUACCCAGAGCCGUGGAACCGUGGUAAAGCCCUCGGCUACUGGCUGACCUACCGUCUCUCGGGUCAGAUCCUCGGUGGUGCUAUCAACCUUGGUCUCAACGCCGACCGCAACGAGGCCGGAAAGGUUUCCUACUCUGUUUUCCUUGUUUUCAUCGCGCUCCAAGCUGUUGGUCCUUUUGUUGCUCUGCUGCUUAGCAAGCCUGAUCAGGUCCAGAGGAAGGAUGGUGUCAAGGUUAAGCUGUCGAUUGAUCAGCUUCCUGGAUUCGAGCUUAAGGAGACGGCGAGACUUUUCUUCACAAAGAAGUUUCUCUUGAUCGUCUUGUUUAUCGGACAGGCUGUGUUUGCCGAAUCUGUGUUUUUCACUUAUCUUGCGUUGUGGUUCUCUGUACGAUCUCGCGCCCUGGGAUCUUUCCUGGGUGGUAUCGUUGCUGUGAUUGGUGGUAACGUCCUCGGAUCCUGGCUCGAUCGCACCAAAGUAUCUCUCAGAAUCAGGACUCGAUCUUCCUUUGCUGUCAUCGCAACGCUCCAGGGCGGCUGGUGGAUCUGGGCUACGAUCUUGGUUUCCAAGUUCCGUGAAACCAGGCCGACUUAUGACUGGGUCAGUGAAGGCUUCGGAGCCUCGUUCGCUGUCUUUUUGUUCCUCACUUUGGGAUUCCAGCUGAACUACCUCUUCCUCUACUUCAUCAUUCACCAUCUAGCAGGUACCCAAGACGAGAUCAUCCGAUACUCUGCUCUUCUGCGAGGCACAGAGUCCGCCUGGCAGGCUGUCAGCUACGGCAUCACCUCUCUGCCUGUGUUCGCCGAAGUUGGAGGUGUCUACUUCAACUUUGCUCUUUGGGCUGUUUCUUUGUACCCUGCUUGGCUGGUGCUCAGGGAGUUUGGUUCCCAUGCUUCUCCCUCGUUGGAAAGCCCAGUUCAGGAAGUUGAUAGCCAGAAGGACUUUUCUGCUUCUGGUGAGGAGACGGAUAUCAAGAAGUUGUAG